This is a messenger RNA of Racocetra persica, 246 nucleotides long. NCBI's taxonomy places the organism in Eukaryota, Fungi, Glomeromycota, Glomeromycetes, Diversisporales, Gigasporaceae. The record is from the annotation of a GenBank genome assembly.
UUUGAUCGAGAAGAUGGGUUUUCUACGGUUAAUUCAGCAAUAUGGCGCGAUGGACCACGUGAAGAGUGGGAUGAGGAAACAGGUCAAUGGGAAAGAGCCUCUAAUACUAAAGUGGUCGUGAAGUAUCUGAACGGUUCUGAAUCAGAUAUUUCUAUGUUGAUAAAUGAAUUCAAAAAUAUGCAAGUUAUGGCAGUUUAUAUUCUUUUAUCAGAGGAAGGGCUUUUAUCGGAUGGUGGCAAAGAUUGA